Pyrenophora tritici-repentis Pt-1C-BFP is the source of this 1212-nucleotide messenger RNA. Lineage: Eukaryota; Fungi; Ascomycota; Dothideomycetes; Pleosporales; Pleosporaceae. The record is from RefSeq and is a predicted model, not a curated record.
AGGUCAGAGGAAAUAUUUCUGGGUAGGUUGUCGAUAGGCUGUUGUUACCAAAACGUCGAUGCUCCACUUUUGUCACAUCACGUGCGGACCCGUUGGUUGAUCUUCGCGUGUUCAUGCAAGAGCAAGCCCACAAUCACACCGUCACUCCACCACGAUGCCAUCUUCAGACUACACGGCGGUGGCAGGUGGCGCGCUGAAACUCAAAGGUGUUGGGGUCGACAAAAAGAAGAAGAAGAAGAAGGCUAAGCCCGCCGCGGAUACGACCAAAGCCAGCGAAGAAGCUCCUACCGACGUCGCGAAACGACCCACGUCAGACGAAGACGCGUCCAAAUCCCACUCGGGUACGCCAGGUCGCUCUCUAUCACCCGAGUCUGCGGAACGAUCGAUAAGAGAGGGCGGUGGCAGACACAAGACCGAAGCCGAGAGACGAUACGAUGAAAUGCGACGGAAGAGGUUGGAGGAGAGGAUGAGGAAGGAAGGCGUCAAGACCCACAAAGAGAAGGUGGAGGAGCUUAACAAAUACCUAAGCGGCUUGAGCGAGCACCACGACAUGCCGAAGAUUGGUCCUGGCUAAAACGCGCUCGGAGCUGGGUGGCUGGAAGCCCUACACAGCUUAUAUACUGUACACAGGCCGGCAGCCAAUGGGAACAGAGUAUCCUGGAUAUCUACCACAAAAGAUUCCCCUGACUAGGCCAUCCGAAGACGCGGAAAGAACGGCUUAUUGUCUUACAGCACAUGCGUAUGCGGGAACGUCGAGGGAUGCAGUUCAUUCUGCAUGACUCGAACAGCACGGGUACUACCAGAAUAGGAUGAAUGGAAUUGAUAAAUGGACACGUUGCUUAGUACGGCGCUGAUUGUCUUGCCUUGUUUAAAAAGGUUCAAUUUCCGCGAUUUGGGCAUUCACAAGGGUCCUGGACUUGUAUGCGGUACAAUUCUUGGAGCUUGCGACCGUCCCGUUGGUGACUACCAGAUGGUAAUCUUCACAUCGGUCAGCUACCGGUAUGCUUACCGUCCGUCGUAUGUGAGCCGCCCAGGAUGGCUUGAAUGGCACCCCACAAGCCAGGCUCAAUACUCACAUGCGGGCGGUCUUUCUCCGAGAAUCUGGUAGGGCCGGGACAUGGCGCUGUUUGGUUGUGAGCACCGUCAUGUGGGUGGUACAGCGACUCUCACCGCCGAACAAACACGGCAAGAAAUCCGCGAUGUCGUGACAAG